AUGUAUUCUGUUGGGUCAUUCUUCUCGACAGUCUCCAAGUUCUACUCGGAGAUUAACCCGGCCACUCUUUCCGGCGCUAUCGACAUUGUUGUCGUCCAGCAGGCCAAUGGUGACCUCGCCUGCUCACCUUUCCACGUCCGCUUCGGCAAGCUCAGUGUCCUGCGACCCCAGGAAAAGGUCGUCGAGGUCAGAGUCAACGGCGAUGUGAUUGCAUUCCCCAUGAAGGUUGGAGAUGCCGGCGAAGCCUUCUUCGUCCUCGAGACCGACGACUAUGUCCCGGACGAGUUUGCGACCUCGCCCAUUGCUGGCCCUACUGACGAGAGCGAUCUGACCCCCGUUGACUACUUUGAUCUCAAUGGCCACCCCUACAGCAGCGAUAAUCAUAAGCAGAAGCAGAUCGAGGGUGCUGUGAACGGACAGUACCCUGUUGGCGAUACAGAAGACACUCUUCUGGAUAAUGGUUAUGUGAGCGCCGCCAGUGGCCAUGGCUCUGCCUUCGAAGAGAGCCUGCGCGACGACAGCGACAGGGAAUCCAUCGCCUCAACUUCGGAGCGAAUCAUGGCCGAGCCCGCCGCAAGAGACCCCCUCCAAUCCAUGCCUGGCUCCUUCUCUCAAUCACAUGGGCCCCUUCAGGAACCAGAAUCUCCUACCCCCUCCAAAUCACUCUCAAACGACAACCAAAUACCCCGCCCCAGAGACACCAUCGACCCUGCCGUCAAUGCUCUCUUCCCUGUUGUCGUCCGCGAGGAAUUGACCGACGCCAACAACAGCGACACUCUUACACCAGAACAGAAGUCAUCAAGAACAGGACGUCGUAAGAGUGAGGUGAUCUUUGAUAUGACGGGAUACAAGACCGACUCGUGUACAGAGUCCUCAGACGACGACGACGACCUCCCUCGAGGAAUUCUCUCCGACAGCGAACGUCAUAACCGCGUUUUGCGCAAGAAAUUCAGCAGGACCAAAUCUCAGCUCAACAAGGAGCAGCGUCAGCAGCUUGUGGAGGAUAUCAAGCAAGGAGCAUUCUUAAGGCCCGAGGAAACCCUCGCCGAUACCCAGCUGGAGCGUCAGAAAUCUCGCGACCAGCGGAAAAAGAAGAGGGCAGGAAUCGCUCAUGGUUCGCAAGGAAGAAAGGGCAGAAAGAGAGCCAACAGUAUGCCUGCCAUCGGAGAGCCAGACAUUCCUUUCCCCGGAAUCGACAGCCUUCCCGAGAAGCACCGCGACACUGUUGCCAAGAAGGAUGCUAUCGCUGUUGAAAAGAUGCCAAAGCGUACUGCCAGACCCAACGUCAUGAGUGACACCGAGAUGGAGUACGAGACAAACAAGCCUGUUACAGGCACUAAGGAGUGGACUUGGGGAUGGGGCACUUUGCCAGUCAAGCAGGAUAACCCUGAUGAGGAUGAUGAGGUCAAGGAGGAUACUUCCAAGCCUCUGAUCCCCGAAGAACCAGUCGAGAUUGAGACGAGAGAGUUCCAGAUGGGUUCAACCAAGUGCUGUGUCGCUCUUUCUCUGUGCGGCGAGGAAGAGUUUGACAAGGAUGCGGUUGCGAGCCACAAGGCAUUUCAGAGCGCACAGUUGACAUUUGAGACGUUCUCAAAGGAUCCCGCCGCUGUUCUCGCUGACAAGAAGUUGGUCUGCUACAUCGAUGGACGGUUCUACUCCUGGAACAAUGCUGUGCCCCAGCUUGCCGCCCUUCUCUUCUUCCACCAACCCCUCUCCGACAGUGCAGCCCCAGGAACAAAGGAUCAAAAGCCUGCCACAGAGGACAGACCCAGCUCGACUCGCUUCGGCACUAUUUCCAGAUGGUUCAGGAAGACUCCCACUGGAAUUUCUGCUGCCUCGACCCCCGACUUGGGAUCAGCAGCCUCUAUCCUCCCAGCCAACGAAACCGAUGGAUCGCAGGAUCCUGAAGUUCGUCUCCUCAACCCAGCUCUCCGUAGCAAGUCGUUGCCCCCACUAGAUACCGGCGCUGAGGAGCAUGCGCUUAACCAUGUCAAGGUCCCUGCCUUGUCUGAGAAAGAUGAGACUGCAGCUCCUGACACCAAGCGCUAUGCCAAGACUCUUCGUCUUACCUCUGAGCAGCUCCAGACUUUGGGUCUGAAGAAGGGUGCUAACACAGUAUCGUUCUCGGUGACAUCUUCUUACCAGGGAACAGCAACCUGUGUGGCCAAGAUCUUCUUGUGGGAUCAUGACUCUCAGGUCGUCAUCUCGGAUAUCGAUGGAACCAUCACCAAAUCGGAUGCUUUGGGUCACAUCUUUGCCAUGGCUGGACGUGACUGGACCCAUCUCGGUGUCGCCAAGCUGUUUACCGAUAUUCGCAGCAAUGGAUACCACAUCUUGUACUUGACCUCUCGCGCCAUUGGACAGGCCGACUACACACGCAAGUACCUGCAAAAGGUCGAGCAGAACAGCUACCAGUUGCCCGACGGACCAGUGAUUAUGAGUCCCGACCGUCUCUUCUCUGCUUUCCAUCGCGAGGUGAUCAUUCGCAAGCCUGAAGUGUUCAAGAUGGCCUGUCUUCGUGAUGUCAAGAAGCUGUUUGGAGACCGCAACCCCUUCUAUGCUGGAUUCGGAAACAGAAUCACAGAUGCCCUCUCGUACCGCAGUGUUAACGUCCCUCCUUCCCGCAUCUUUACGAUCGAUUCGUACGGUGAGGUCAAGUUGGAGCUUUUGAGCGCCUUCAAGUCCUCGUACUUGGCGCUGAAUGAUUUGGUCAACGAGAUCUUCCCUGGACAGAAGGUAGCGCCCGAGUUCAAUGACUGGAACUUCUGGAAGUCGGAUCUGCCCAAGAUUGAGCUGCCUGAUCUCCCUCUUUCGGCCAACACCUAUGGCACAUCUGGAUCAUCGACCUCGCUCUUGUUGUCGACCACCAGCGUCGCCAAGAAGGUCGCAUCACUCACCCAGGCAUCCUCGAGCUCCAGCCUUCUUCAACCUUCAUCACCCACCAGCCCAGCAGUCGAUACCAAGUCUAAACAAUUGCCGUAUGAUCGGAAUAGUUACACAGGAUCGUUCCGUGGACGCGCUGACAAUUGGGCCAGUGAUGAUGAGCAUGCAGAGCAACAGCACCAGGGUCAGGAUGGACUAUUGACUGAGGAUGGUAGCCGGAGAGUCCGGGCAACAUCACCCUCGAUGCUCUCUGCCUUUGUCCCUACUCGUCUGAUCCGUGCCGUAAGGAGCGGAAGCACUAGCAGUGCAGCCACACCAAUGCCUCAGUCUCUUGUUCCAUUGUCACCCACUCAGUCAGCGCUGGCCGCUGCAGAUGAGAGCGAUCGCCCUGUUUCGAUCCCCUUGCCCGCACCAGUGGAUGGUGUUUUGCAGACGGACGAGGAUGUCGCCAAGGCAUCACAGAAAUCUCUUGGCCAGAGCCAUAAUGACCACAACUCGAGCAGACCCAACAGUGUGAAUCUCGACGACCUUUUGCCUGUGAAGCAGGAGGAGGACGAUGGACCUACAGCGGGUCUUGUUCCAGAGGGUGUUGUUGAGGAGGAGGAAGAGUAUGAGGGUGACUAUGAGGAUGGUGAGGAGGGAGAGGAGUAUGAUGAUGAGGAUGAGGAUGAUGAGUUUUUAGAUGAUAUUGAGGAGGGCCUUGAGGAGCCUUUCCUGUAA
Messenger RNA from Linnemannia hyalina, 3603 nucleotides. The record is from the annotation of a GenBank genome assembly. Lineage: Eukaryota; Fungi; Mortierellomycota; Mortierellomycetes; Mortierellales; Mortierellaceae.